Sparassis crispa is the source of this 1464-nucleotide messenger RNA. RefSeq lists its product as hypothetical. NCBI's taxonomy places the organism in Eukaryota, Fungi, Basidiomycota, Agaricomycetes, Polyporales, Sparassidaceae. The transcript is spliced from 10 exons. Bases 1 to 1464 code for a protein of 487 amino acids. The record is from RefSeq and is a predicted model, not a curated record.
AUGCACGCUGUACACUCUCCGCCACCCAUGUCUCCUUUCUACGACGUCUCAGACAAUGAUACCGACUCUCUCUCCAUGCUCUCCGGCUCCUGUCCGCGUUUUGCUCCGAGCAUUGCCAGUUCCGCGACCUCCAACGACUGGGAGAUGCGUUCCGCGUCGCCCGUUCCUUCCGUGUUUUCCAUGACAGGUUCUAUGCGUGCCGCCGCGUACACACUCGAGUAUGGGCGUGGCCUCAACAAUUAUUCGGAGAUUUACCGCUUGCCGGCAGAUGAUGAAGAGUUCGAGCGGCUGGACCAGCAGCAUGUGCUGUUUGCUGAGGUGAUGGGCAAGUAUCCUCCACCUUUACCGGAAGUUUUGGCCGACGAUACACCUGGGGCCACAAAGACUUGCAUUGAUCUUGGUUGUGGAAGUGGCAGUUGGAUACUGGAUGUUGCUCGCGAUUUUCCACACUGCAGCACGGUUGCGGUCGAUCUUGUUCCCAUGCAAGUGCUGAAUAUGCCGGCAAAUUGUAGGAGCGAGGUGGACGACAUCAAUCUUGGUCUGCAACACUUUUAUGGCGAAUUCGACGUCGUGCAUGCCCGGCUGGUCUCUUCCGGAAUUCGAGACUACCAAGGCUUGGUCGAUCAAAUCUCCCAGACUUUGCGCCCAGGCGGACUUGUUGACCUCUUGGAGUUCGACUUUCGCGUUUACAGUAUAGACAAACAGCCACUUUUAGGUCAGCACGCGCCGUCGUGGUUGGCGCGAUGGAUGAACCAUUGUCAUAUGGCCGUCCUCACGAGAGGAGGAGAGCCAGAUGCGGCAAAUUACUUGCAUGGUUGGAUGAGGGACCACGGCUCGUUCGAAGACGUUGUGUACAGAAAAUUUUGGUUCCCGACUGCGCCAUGGAGAACUGGCAAUGAUCCAGAGUCUCUACGUCAAAACCGCAUUGCACAGGUGUUCAGGGAAGACAUUUUGGCCUUCCUAAAAUCCGGACGUCCUCUCCUACUUGGAACCGGUCUCCCUGAGGUUGUCGUCAAUGAGCUCGAAGGAAAUGCGCGUCAGGCGCCCAUGACACUGGUCCUUGACCUGCCUCUGUCUCGUUACACUGUGCACAUUGCUGUCGUACGUCCAUCCAUUUCGAGUGUCAUGGUGGUGAACUUUGAACAGUGUAGAUUGCGACGAUAUGUGGUAUACUCACUGAUUGUCGAUGGCGUGCAUCCCCGGCCCGUCCACGUUAUCAUUUACGUUCACAGCUCACCUCGGCUUACCGGAUCGCACCUUGCGAUCACUAAGACGUUGACAGUGCAAAUGAACCUGCACGACCGAAACGCCGAACUUACAGAGGGUCGCACAAACGAUCGGCGGCGGCUUGCGUGGGUCUACGCAUCUAUGGAAGAGAGUUUACGCGGCGGCAUCGUUGAUGGACGUAUCUAUUACCUCCACUCUUCCAACGUUGAAUUCGUCUCGGCGAUGCCAACGAAAUAA